AAUAAGAAUUGAAAAUUUUAGAUUCACAAUGGGAAACACACAGACAAGGAAAAGAAUGAGUGCUAAGGAUUUUGGCUAUAUUGCUAAAAAUACGGCUUUUCUCACCAAUGAUAUUGUGGAAGAGUAUUAUAGGAAGAUCUCAACAGAAUGCUCGGACGGAAAAAUGGAGCCCGCAGAUUUUCAACACAUUUUCAAAACUGCAUUUCCUGAGAGGCCCCAGGAUAAAUUAGAAAAGCUGGCUGCAGAGAUCACAAACAAAAAUGGAAAAAUUGAUGUUGUGAGUUUGUUGAUGCUAAUCUAUCUGUUUUCUGAGGGUUCAAUAGACGCUAAACUUGGACAGAUUUUCAACCUGUUUGACCAGGACGGAAACGGAAACAUCUCCGUGGACGAGCUUCUCAACCUCAUGGCAUUCUUCAUCGAGAUCGGGGAGGGGAAAAAUCAUAAGGUUGAUUUGGCGACUACCAUGGCUGAGAUGUACAACCUGGGGGACUCAGACAAGAACGAGAAGCUUGAGAAGGCAGAGUUUAUCAGGGGAAUGAAGGGACACCCUGUCACCAAUAAAAUUCUACAGCUUAACAAAAUUGAUGCUCUCCUAGAGAUCAUGUGAUCAAAGAUACGCAUCAUUAAUUUCAAUAUUUGAUCCUUAAAUUGAUUAAUUUAAUGACAACAAAGCUUAUUUAUUAAUAAUAUUUAACAUAUGU
Eurytemora carolleeae is the source of this 701-nucleotide messenger RNA. RefSeq names its product calcium-binding protein M. The record is from RefSeq and is a predicted model, not a curated record. Lineage: Eukaryota; Metazoa; Arthropoda; Copepoda; Calanoida; Temoridae. Bases 29 to 607 code for a protein of 192 amino acids. The transcript has 7 exons. Gene Ontology annotation, molecular function: calcium ion binding.